Molecule: messenger RNA, 903 nt
Organism: Leptinotarsa decemlineata (Colorado potato beetle)
Lineage: Eukaryota; Metazoa; Arthropoda; Insecta; Coleoptera; Chrysomelidae
Source: RefSeq, a predicted model, not a curated record
UGCUUUCAGAAUGCAUCAGUUUCUUUCGAACAAGAUCAACAUCAACUAAAAUGGCUUUCAAAAUCGUCGUACUUACCACCCUUUUGGCCUACGCCAACGCAGGACUCAUCGCCGCCCCUGCAGUAGCAACCUACUCCGCGGCUCCCGCAGUCAGCAGCUCUUACAUCCACCAAGCAUCCCCCGUAGCUGUUGCACACGCUGCCCCUCUUGCUGUUGCACAUGCUGCCCCCGUUGCCGUAGCCCACGCCGCCCCAGUUGUAUCCACCUACGCCUCCUCUCCUGUAGCCAUCCAUGCCCCAGCUUACGGAGCCACUCACCAAAGCGUAGAACGUUCUCUCGGAGGUGCUCAAUCUGUCUCCCACUACUCCAAAGCCGUUGACAGCGCUUUCUCCAGCGUCAGGAAAUACGACACACGUAUCACCAACGAUGCCCUUUCUGUAGCUCACGCUCCAGUUGUUUCUGCUUACUCUGCUGCCCCAGUCUAUGCUAAAGCUGUUGCUCCCGCAGUUGCAUACUCUGCUGCCCCAUCGUUCAGCUCCUCUUACAUCCAGAAGGCUGCCCCUCUUGCCUACGCUUCAUAUGCCCACGCUGCUCCUGUAGCUACCUAUGCCCACGCUGCUCCUGUAGCUACCUAUGCCCACGCUGCUCCUGUAGCUACCUAUGCCCACGCUGCUCCUGUAGCUACCUAUGCUGCCCAUGCUGCUCCUGUAGCCGCUUAUGCUGCCCAUGCUGCCCCUGUAGCUUCCUACUCUGCUGGUCCAGUCGUAACUAAAGCUGCCGUAGCUUACUCUCCAGCUGCUGUUGUUUCUCACAUGACCUUCAGCGGGCUUGGAACCGCUUACCAAUGGUAAUUCCAUGAAUUUCAACUACAUUUGUAAAUAUGUGUAAUUUUAUUUAUUGGCG